Messenger RNA from Penicillium cinerascens, 582 nucleotides. RefSeq names its product glucosamine 6-phosphate N-acetyltransferase (gene gup1). Gene Ontology annotation, cellular component: Golgi apparatus; endoplasmic reticulum-Golgi intermediate compartment; endoplasmic reticulum. The coding region runs from base 1 to 582 and encodes 193 amino acids. The record is from RefSeq and is a predicted model, not a curated record. The transcript is spliced from 2 exons. Gene Ontology annotation, biological process: UDP-N-acetylglucosamine biosynthetic process. Lineage: Eukaryota; Fungi; Ascomycota; Eurotiomycetes; Eurotiales; Aspergillaceae. Gene Ontology annotation, molecular function: glucosamine 6-phosphate N-acetyltransferase activity; monosaccharide binding.
AUGGCUGCCCCCGAUGUCUCAACAACCAUCAUCUCUGAACCUACCAAGCCUAUCAUGAACUCCACAGUGACCUCCAUUGACCUCGAGGACGGCCCUCUCUUCCCCGCUUCUCUCAUUCCCUCCGAAGUCAUCACGAUCUUGCCAACAGACUACACCAUCCGCCCGAUCCUGCGCUCGGACUUCCACCGCGGCUACCUCGACGUGUUGCGUGUGCUGACCACCGUCGGCGAGAUCAGCGAGGAGGCAUGGAACAAGCGCUUCGACUGGAUCCGCUCCCGUAACGACGAGUACUACUUGCUUGUUGUGUGCGAUGGCGAAGACCGUGUCGUUGGCACUGGCAGUCUACUUGUCGAGCGCAAGUUUAUCCACUCGCUUGGUAUGGUGGGACACAUUGAGGAUAUUGCGGUUGAGAAGAACCAGCAGGGCAAGAAGUUGGGUCUGCGCAUUAUUCAGGCUCUGGAUCAUGUUGCUGCUCAGGUUGGUUGUUACAAGAGCAUUCUUGAUUGCUCCGAGGCCAACGAGGGCUUCUAUGUCAAGUGUGGUUUCAAGCGUGCCGGUUUGGAAAUGGCUCACUACUACUGA